ACAAAUACAACGACUCGGCCUAUUUCAGUUUAGGCGCUUCAGCGACUCACACCUACCAUCCUUUUUUUUAAAUAGUGUGAGAUAAGUUAACUAGUUGAAAUGGUAUAUGAAUCAGUGGCUAGGAAAAUAUGGGAAUUCAAAUCCACACUGGACUACGUGGAUGACUGGCCUCUGAUGAGCUCCCCAAUACCAGUGCUGGCCAUAUGGACCGCGUACAUAGUAUUCGUACUGAAAGCUGGCCCGGAAUAUAUGAAGAGCCGACCAGCGUACGGAUUACACACAGUUCUCAAACUGUACAACUUGUUCCAAGUUAUAUUCUCAUUAGUCCAGUUUUAUUUAGGUUUAGAACUUUUGCGUCCAACGGGCUACCUUGAUAUAACUUGCAAUGAAGAUCCGGCUACGAAAAAGAAGAUUGCAACCUUCAUCUACAUAUACUUCCUGGCCAAACUAUCCGAGCUCGCCGACACGAUAUUAUUCGUACUUAGAAAGAAGCAGAACCAAGUGACCUUCCUACACGUGUACCACCACAGCCUCACGUUAUUGGCAGUCUGGUUAACGUUGAAAUUUGAGCCAGUGCACAACACUAUAUUCUUGGCGACGAUAAAUUCCUUUGUGCACGUUAUAAUGUAUGCGUAUUACGGACUCUCAGCGUUCCCGUCUUUAACUAAGUAUCUGUGGUGGAAGAAAUACAUAACUGCUAUGCAAGUGAUCCAGUUCGUUUUUGUCAUCAUUCACGCGGUUAGGAACUACAUCUACAGCGAUUGCAUGCCCUCGUAUGUCCUCUUCUUCACGAUUACUGUCAACGAAGCUCUCUUCAUUUACCUCUUCGGAGAAUUCUUCGUCAGGUCGUACCUUAGAAAGGAUAACAAAAACACCAAAACUAACUAACGCAAUGAAAUUCGCGUGAAAGCAAUUAAAAUAGAUGUAGUUAAUAAAAACAAGUUAGGUACACUAUUAGAAAGAUAUUACUUAAACAAUAUAUCAUUAGCCUUUUUUAUAAUACCAAUAUUAUUACAUCACUAUAAUUUAACAAAUUGUGAAGUUUCAGAAAACAAUUGAAUGACAAUAUUGUUAUAUUUAUAUAUAAAUUUUAUCUAACCUAAAAAGUUCUUGAAGUUAUGUGACAAUAGUUUGUAAUCUCACUUGUUUAUUUAUGUUAAAAGAUAAACCGUAAAAAUCUACCUUGCCUAAUAAAUUAAAGAAUUGUAAACCACGAACUCACAAACUAAAUAUUUUUAACUUACAAUAUACAUAUGUUUAGGUACGAUUUAACGCAGAAAUGUAUCCACCCAAUAUAAAUGUAAUAUACAAAUACUGUUUGCUGUUUGCGCUGUUAAAUAAAUAAAUUGUUGACUCUUUAUAGAA
This is a messenger RNA of Amyelois transitella, 1365 nucleotides long. RefSeq names its product elongation of very long chain fatty acids protein 7. Bases 100 to 888 code for a protein of 262 amino acids. Gene Ontology annotation, molecular function: fatty acid elongase activity. Gene Ontology annotation, biological process: fatty acid elongation, saturated fatty acid; fatty acid elongation, polyunsaturated fatty acid; very long-chain fatty acid biosynthetic process. Gene Ontology annotation, cellular component: endoplasmic reticulum membrane. The record is from RefSeq and is a predicted model, not a curated record. The transcript is spliced from 5 exons. NCBI's taxonomy places the organism in Eukaryota, Metazoa, Arthropoda, Insecta, Lepidoptera, Pyralidae.